Messenger RNA from Heterotrigona itama, 2193 nucleotides. The record is from the annotation of a GenBank genome assembly. Lineage: Eukaryota; Metazoa; Arthropoda; Insecta; Hymenoptera; Apidae.
AUGAGGAGGAACUAUAAAUUAAAUGUAUAUAUUUAUUCAUGUAUUUUUUUUUUUUUCGUUUGUUUUUCAGGUUCCCAUGAACGAGAUGGAUUUCAACAUCCUGUGGAUGGGGAACCACCCGAAGCCAGACAUUCUACGGAAUUUAAUGCCUCACCAGAAAGUGAACCAUUUCCCAAGAUCGUACGAGAUAACCCGCAAGGAUCGACUGUACAAAAACAUCGAGGCGAUGCAACGCAGCAAGGGCCUACGAAAUUUGGACUUCAUACCGCAAACGUUCCUGUUGCCCAGCGAGUCCAGGGAAUUACUCACGGCGCAUUUCAGGUACCGCGGGCCCUGGAUUGUCAAGCCGAAAGCCAGCUCCCGCGGACGUGGCAUUUAUAUUGUUAACAGUCCUGAAAAGAUUCUUACGGACGAAUCUGUGAUCGUUGCACAGUACAUAAAUAAUCCGCUUCUGGUCGACGGGCAUAAAUGCGACUUACGGCUGUACGUGGCCGUGACGAAUUACGAUCCGCUGUUGAUCUACCUGUAUGAGGAGGGAUUAGUGAGAUUCGCCACGGUGAAGUACGACGGUGGCAACCAGUACAUCUGGAACCCGUGCAUGCACUUGUGCAAUUACAGCAUCAACAAAUUCCACGUGGAUUACAUAAAGAGCGAAGAUCCAGACGCUGAGGAUGUGGGCCACAAGUGGACUUUGUCAGCGUUGCUUAGACAUUUACGUUCGAUGGGCCAGGACACGGAAUUGUUGAUGCAACGUAUAGAGGAUAUCAUCAUAAAGUCGAUUCUUGCAACUGCCUCUGGGAUUGUCAGCGGAAUCAAGCAAUUUGUGAAAUAUCCGGAAGCAUGUUUCGAACUAUUUGGAUUUGAUAUUUUAAUCGACGACACGUUGAAACCAUGGCUGCUAGAAGUGAAUUUAACACCAUCGUUGGGUUGCGAUUCACCGCUCGAUGUUAGAUUGAAAUCGGCACUGAUAGCCGAUUUGCUUACUCUGGUUGGUAUACCGGCGAUCGAUCCAAUGUUACGACCCCAAACUACACACCUGAACCGAUCCACAGUAACUUCCACCAAAAGAAUAGUCAACUGUAGGAGAGUACAUUCGGCCGAAACAUUGUCACAAAGGAAAAAAAACGCUAAUAAAGGCAACAUCAAUAAAUCAGGAUUGACGAGCGAACAGCAACGAAUAGUAGGAUCAGCGAAAGCUCAAUUCGAACGACGAGGAGGAUUCGUCCGUAUAUUCCCAAGUCCAAAGUCGUGGGAAAUGUACUCGCAGUAUUUAGAUCCAACCACGGGAAUACCAAUAGUCUCGGAUCCUCUAGGACCAGGCAGAGUUCCACACCAGAUCAAUACGAAUCACAAUUUAAUGCUGCACGAGCAAUUAUUUCCCGCAGCUAGUCGUACCACUGACUUCAUCAUUCCCGAGGUCACGUUGGAUAGAUUGUCUAGGUACGAGAGAUAUGAGAGAGCUUUAGUGAAAGGGCACAAGCAAAGUUUAGACCGCGGUAGUAGUAAAGAGAAUAUGGAUACGGAUAAGCAUAAGUACAAGAGCCAAGUGGUGCAAUCAAUGCACGAAGGAAAUAAACUUAGCCCUGGAGAAGCUAGGAAGGCCUUCGGUUUAUAUUUAGGACAUGUAUUGCGUAAAAUAUCGCAGCCUAGAGCGGAUCCAGCAUGCUGUGAUCUUGUGAUGAAAUUUCUUCAACAAUCAGCUAGUAAUUUAAGGACACCAUUCUUUUUUACGUUACCAAGUAGUAAGUUGAGCGAUAAAGAUCGUGCCGCCGUCACGGCUAAACAACUCUCGGACUUUUUACAUUUAUACAAUCGAGAAACAGAUCUUUACGCCGAUACAGUUGACCGUCCACGUACUGUCCCGAACCGGCUUUUUCAAAAAUUUUUAGCCACGGCAAGCGAACAAGAUCUCGAUGACAUACUAAUCCUACAGACGAGGCUAUAUAAAUGCGCUCACAGUUUUUUGGGAAGAAGUGGUUUCGCCGGCAGUCUACCUGGUCCUAAUUUACUGGGUUCUUUGCCCCACAUUACGUCUCGCGUGUAUUCUAACGCCGCAACCAGCGAACAAUGCAAAUGUAAUCAGUCAUCAAUUACUAGGCCUAUAAAAGCUGCGCGUACUUAGUUGUAUAAUGUGUGAAUAUUUGUUAUAGAUAUGUUUGCUCGUUUAAAGUACUAUGUACGGCUGCUCUAGGA